AUGAUACGAGAAGCAGUGAGAACUCAACAGAUCAACUCCUAACAAUCAUGACCGGAUACAGCGUCUGAGGCAAGAAUUUCAGCAAGCAAAGCAAGAUGAGGAUGUAGAAGACCGGAGACGUACCUAUAGUUUUGAACAACCAUGGCCAAGCUCCAAGACAUAUUCACAGAGUGGCAGACACUCUGUGUCUGUAGAAGUUCAGAUGCAGCGGCAGAGACAGGAAGAGAGGGAGAGUUUUCAGCAAGCUCAGCGCCAGUACAGUUCAUUACCCAGGCAAAGCAGAAAAAAUGCCAGUUCUGUAUCACAAGAUUCCUGGGAGCAGAGCUAUUCUCCUGGUGAAGGGUUCCAGACUGCAAAAGAAAACCCCAGGUAUUCCAGCUAUCAGGGAUCAAGAAACGGCUACAUGGGAGGACAUGGCUUCAAUGCAAGGGUAAUGCUGGAAACACAGGAACUGCUCCGUCAAGAACAGAGGCGGAAAGAACAACAACUGAAAAAAAAGACAUCUUCUGAAGGGUCUAACAAUUAUGACUCAUAUAAAAAAAUUCAGGACCUUAAUUAUACUUCUCCAAAAGGCCCUUUUCGGCAAGAUGUACCACCUUCACCUUCUCAGGUAGCUAGGCUGAACAGAUUACAAACGCCGGAAAAGGGAAGACCAUUUUAUUCUUGAACUGAAGCAAAAGAAGAUCAAUGUAUCACGCAAUAAGGAACAAUUUCAUAUAAAGACUCGUAUUUUGAAAACUUUUUAAACUGAUGGUACUAAGGGGUAUAUGUGUUGUCUGUUUCAGUGCCUUUAACAAUAUAGGCAAAGAGUUGGUGGGCCUUAUGUCUUUGCCAUUCUGUCUCAAGUGUUAUAUUCAUGGAAGGAUUUUCCACCAUUUGACAAUCAUACCUUAGGUAAGCAACAUGUCUCCCUUGGUUAUCGAGCAUCCUAGCCCAGUCCAAUGGCUGUCAAUGGCUUAUAAGAAUUUGUUAUAAUGCAUUCUGUUUUUCAGUGAGUUAUUACACCAACAUACAACACUGUGGCAUAAAAUUAAUGAAUUUGAAGUUGAAGAAAGCAUUGACAUAUAUUUUUUUUUUUUAUUUCUCUUGGGGUAAGGGGAGGGUUACAUAUCACUUUGGAGUGGAUAGGGCUCAAGUCCACUCAGGAUAUCACUUUAAGAUGUUUUAUGGUGGAGUCAUUUACAGUCUUUGUUGAUCAAUAUUUAACUGUCUAUAUGCUGAAAUUUUUUUUCCUACUAUGCACAUGUGCAUUCCCUCUCCCCCCACCCCCCUGCACUUA
This is a messenger RNA of Alligator sinensis (Chinese alligator), 1279 nucleotides long. RefSeq names its product partitioning defective 3 homolog. Gene Ontology annotation, molecular function: phosphatidylinositol binding. The transcript has 4 exons. Bases 203 to 667 code for a protein of 154 amino acids. Gene Ontology annotation, biological process: establishment of centrosome localization; establishment of cell polarity; microtubule cytoskeleton organization. The record is from RefSeq and is a predicted model, not a curated record. NCBI's taxonomy places the organism in Eukaryota, Metazoa, Chordata, Crocodylia, Alligatoridae. Gene Ontology annotation, cellular component: apical junction complex; adherens junction; apical plasma membrane.